GAGGAGGAAGGCCAAGGAGCUCCUCCUCCCCCUUCCCUCUUGGCUGGGCUGUUAUUUCCUCCUUCUUGGACCCGUAAAGGACGCCGCGCCAGAGAAGAUCAGGAGGAAAGACCUUCCUGGACCCUUCUCCGCCAGGUUUACAGAAUGAGUUAUCCAGGGUAUCCUCCCGCAAGUGGGUAUCCACCUGCCAGUGGGUAUCCCCCUGCUGCUCCAGGUAGCAAUCCCUGGGGCUCCCCCAGCUAUCCUCCAGCAAAUCCCCCACCAAUUGGACUAGAAAAUGUUGGAAACUAUGCAAAUCAGUUUAAUUCUGACUAUAUGGCACAAAUGGCUUCCAACAUGUCAGGGACAUUUGGGGGUGCCAACAUGCCACAACCGGGUCUCUACCCUCCAGCGCCUGGGGGCUAUCCCCCUGUUCCUCCAGGAGGAUUUGGGCAGCCACCACAAGGACAGCAACCUUCUUAUGGAAUGUACCCACCAGUUCCAGGAGGAAACCCACCAUCAGGAAUGCCAGCUUAUCCAUCGUAUCCGAACACCAACAUGCCACAAGCAGGACAACAGCCUCAGCCUAUGUCGUAUCCUGGUCAGCAGCCCAUGCCAAAUUAUCCUUCUGGCCCAGCUGUUAAUCCUUCUAUGCCAUCGUAUCCAGGACCGACGAUGCCCACAGUGACUCCUGCAGCUACGGGAUAUAGAGGUACAAUCCGUGAUGCUUCGUCAUUUGAUCCCCUGAGGGAUGCCGAGGUAUUGAGGAAGGCCAUGAAAGGAUUUGGAACUGAUGAGCAGGCAAUCAUCGAGUGUCUUGGAAGUCGUUCAAAUAAGCAGCGGCAGCAAAUAAUGCUUUCAUUCAAAACAGCUUAUGGAAAGGACUUGAUCAAGGACUUGAAGUCUGAGCUGUCAGGCAACUUUGAAAGGACCAUCUUGGCAAUGAUGAAAACACCUGUCCAGUUUGAUGUUUAUGAAAUAAAAGAAGCUAUCAAGGGUGCUGGCACAGAUGAAGCUUGCCUGAUAGAGAUCCUGGCAUCUCGCAGCAAUGAGCACAUUCAUGAAAUCAGUAGACUGUACAAAUCAGAACAUAAGAAAACUCUAGAAGAAGCCAUUAGAAGUGACACAUCUGGACAUUUCCAGAGGCUUUUAAUUUCACUGGCUCAGGGAAACAGAGAUGAAAGCACCAAUGUGAACAUGUCACUUGUCCAAAGUGAUGCUCAGGCCCUGUAUGCAGCUGGAGAGAAUCGACUUGGUACUGAUGAGUCCAAGUUCAAUGCAAUCCUUUGCGCCAGAAGUAAAGCUCAUCUAAGAGCAGUUUUCAGUGAAUACCAGCGCAUGUGUAACCGUGAUAUUGAGAAGAGCAUAGCCAGAGAGAUGUCUGGAGACCUUGAAUCCGGGAUGUUGGCAGUAGUUAAGUGUGUCAAGAACACGGCAGCUUUCUUUGCAGAGAGACUACACAAGGCCAUGAAGGGAGCUGGAACCAAGGACAGGACUCUUAUUCGGAUCAUGGUGUCACGCAGUGAGGUUGACCUGCUGGACAUACGACAAGAAUACAAGCGGAUGUAUGGCAAAUCCCUCUACACAGAUAUCACGGGUGACACUUCAGGGGACUAUCGGAAAAUCCUUCUCAAACUGUGUGGUGGAAAUGACUAAGUGGAGCUUGGCAUGGAUUUAAGGAUUUCUUGUUUUGUGUGUUAUCAUUUCACAUGUUGCCAGAUCUCUUCCUCUACAGUGCCAUGUUUGGUAAUAUUUCUUAUUAUAUUCCUUCCUUUAAUACAGAAAUUCUGCUAUAAUAGUGGCUGCUGCGCUGGAUAAUUGUAGACCACAAAUAUGUUUUUGCUUUCUGUGUGUGCGGAGAGAGGACUUCAAUAGGAGAGACAUGUGUGGGGGAAACACUUAUUUAGUGCAAAAUGAUUCCAUGUAGCUUUUUGUUUUUAAAAUCUAUAUAUAAAGGAUUUUUCCUGUUAUGUAUGGUAGUGGUUACAUUUACAUACAGUACACACUGCUUGUAGCUUAAUGUAAUGCAUCCUGUUCUUAAAAGUUUUUUUAUCAUAUCAAAAGCGAUUUGAGAAUAUGCUGCAAGUCGCUUCUGGUGUGAGACAAUUGGCUGUCUACAGAGAUAUUGCCUAGGGGUCACUGGGAUGUGUUAGCUGGGAUGCUUCUCUUAUGUCCCCGCAAGCUGAAACUGGCAGAUGGGAUCUCACCCCAUCUCAUGGAUUCGAACUGGCAACCUUCAGGUCAGCAACUCACUCUUCAGGUCAGUGGUUCAGCCACCACAGCUCCUGUUCUUAAAAGUGAUUGGGUAGAAACUCUCAGUACCCUGCUUGUUUAGUCUUACUACCAAGGAAAACUUAACUGACUCUCAUGGGAAAAAUAAAAUAACAUAUGAACUGGCCUCCACCAUGUGAAUUUGAAUGUGAGAGCCACCUGACUUUCAGAUCCAUCCUUAUAUUUGAAAGGGGACUAUUGAUAGAUUGCAAUUACAUAUUAAAUUCGGUACAUAGUUGAGAAGCAUAUUACUAUUUCAUGAGUUGGAGCUUUUUCUGAAGCUCAUUGCAGUGUGGGAUGGAAAUUUUCAUUAAGAAUCUGAAAGGGGAGAAAGGUACUGAAAAGUACUGUCUCUGUACAUAGUGUUCUUAUGAAAAUAACAUCGUCUUCCUCCCCCUGCUGCUUUUAAUAAUGGCAAAGUUUCUGCAUUGGGCCCUCUUUUGGUAGCAGUUCUAUCAUUGUAGCUACCUCUGCUUACCUUUGAAUAUAGUAAUCAAUCAAGAAAUAUUUCUGAGAUGCAAGAGAGCAGAGUGUUGACUGAGGAUGCAUCCAGCUCUCCUAGUAAUGAAGCUCAAUGCAACAAGCAGCAACAAAAGGACAACACAGGGAUUUCUGCCACUGAUGUUCACAUUUUGCUACCAAGGGGCUGAACACAAUAUUAGUCAAAACCCUAUUCUCCAGUGCCUUGUGGGGAAAAGUUUUGAUUUUUGCAAUUGUAUGAUGAAUAUAAAUAUAAAUUGCAAUAUUGUAAUUUCAUGAGUCCAUCUUACAAUAUGCUGAAUAGAAUCUUAGAAUCACAGAACUGGAAGAGACCACAAGGGCCAUCCAAUCUGACUCCCUGCCAUCUAAGAACACAUAAUUAAACCAUUUGUGACAGAUGACCACCCAACUUUUAAAAACCUUAAAAAAGAGAGACUCUACCACAUCCCCUAGCAGAGUGUUUCACUGUAGAACAAUUCUUACUAUCAGGAUGUUCUUUCAUGUUUGGGAUGAAUCUCUUUCUGUACUUUGAAUCUAUCCAUGUCCAUGCCUCUGCAGCAACAGAAAACAAGCUUGCUCUAUCUUCAAUAUGACAUCCUUUCAAAUAUUUAAAGAGGGCUAUUAUACUGAAAUACUGAACAGGAUGCCAACCAAUACAUUUAAAACUCUGAGUGGCUCCAUAGUGUCACCUUUACUAUCAUAGGCAGUUUGGCUUUUGAAGAAAUCCUAGUUAAAUAUCUAUCAGUUUCUUCUUGCACAGAGAGAGACUUCUUCUUGGGCAAGUAAAGCAUAAAGCCUUCACUUUGUAUUGUUAAGAUAUAAAACAGCACCAGACUAUAUAAGCUUUAUUCACUUAGUAAGGACUUGCCCAGAACUGAAUGAAGAUUCCACUUUGACAGUUGGCUGGACCAUGCUCCCUUUAUCCACAAAGAAAUCCCCACUCAUUUUAAUGGCUAUCUUAUGCUUGAUUUUCCUCACUCAAAUACCUUGUUUCUUAAAUUUGGUUUUGCCCGGGUUGUGCCAGAAGUCUUUGAAAUUCAAAAUGCCUUACUCUUGAAUGCAUGCCAAAGCUUUCCUUUUCAAUGGUUUUUGAACUGUGCCUUUAUAAAUCAAAUACAUGUAACUUUUUAAAAAGCAGAUUUAUAUGAAUAAAGACAUCUAUCUUCUAA
This is a messenger RNA of Anolis carolinensis (green anole), 3899 nucleotides long. It is a transcript of the gene anxa11, whose product is annotated as annexin A11. Gene Ontology annotation, cellular component: cytoplasm. Gene Ontology annotation, molecular function: calcium-dependent phospholipid binding; calcium ion binding. Lineage: Eukaryota; Metazoa; Chordata; Lepidosauria; Squamata; Anolidae. The transcript has 15 exons. The coding region runs from base 145 to 1635 and encodes 496 amino acids. Gene Ontology annotation, biological process: cytokinetic process; phagocytosis. The record is from RefSeq and is a predicted model, not a curated record.